Messenger RNA from Rhipicephalus sanguineus (brown dog tick), 738 nucleotides. RefSeq lists its product as uncharacterized. The record is from RefSeq and is a predicted model, not a curated record. Lineage: Eukaryota; Metazoa; Arthropoda; Arachnida; Ixodida; Ixodidae. The transcript has a single exon. The coding region runs from base 1 to 738 and encodes 245 amino acids.
AUGCUUUUCGCUUCGAAGCACCGACAGCUGCAAACGUCCAUCCAACUGCAGAAUUUUUCGAAGCACUGCAUACCACUCCUAGGCUAUUUCCGCACAGACUUGCAGCACCGUGACAAGCUGGCCUUUGUCACAUUGUACGUGACAGCGCACGGCACUUCACUGCUGCGGCUCACCGCUAUCCAGCAGUUGGGACUCCUGAUCGGCGGCGCAACACUAACGUGUCGUCUGGCUUCACCCGUUUCCUCGCAGCUUCCUGCAGGUGUGCCUCCGGGGCUCGAGCACCUUUUCGACGGGGAGCUGGGACUUGUCAGGGACUACGGCCACCGGGUCAAGAGGCGGCCGGACAUCAUACCAGUGUCCACCAAGCUGCGUCGCCUGCCUCUGGCGCUCCGGCAGCAAGUCGCAAGCGAGCUGCGUCGACUCGAGGACAACGACGUCAUCGAGCGGGUGUCGGCAUCCGAAUGGGUGUCGCCACUCAUGGUCGUCCGAAAGAAAAACGCGGACAUCCGCCUCUGCGUCGAUCUGAGAGAACCGAACAAGGCCAUCCACGGGUUCCCACUGCUCCAUGUGGAUGAACUGCUUCAAAUGAGCUGCUGCCUCGGCAAUCCGUUCCUAGUGCCCCCGCUGUCCAGUGCGACGGCGCACCAGCUGAAGUGCACCCUCCGAUGCCUGCGACCCAGGAUCAACCAUCGGGACUUCCGGAGGAAAGUCCUGGGUGUUCCUCCUCACCUACAGUAA